Molecule: messenger RNA, 1074 nt
Organism: Dovyalis caffra
Lineage: Eukaryota; Viridiplantae; Streptophyta; Magnoliopsida; Malpighiales; Salicaceae
Source: the annotation of a GenBank genome assembly
AUGGGUUUCCAUUUCACUCCUUUACUUCUCACCCUACUCUUAUUGAUCUCUACACUGCCCACAAAAUCUUCGUCCCAGACCUUCAAAUGUAGCUCACCCUCCACAUGUCAUUCCCUCAUUGACUUCAUCUCUCCAAACAGAACAACUCUUUCCCAUAUCAAAACCCUCUUUUCCAUCAAAAACAUUCGUUCCAUCUUAGGUGCCAACAACCUCCCUCUCUCCACGGCACCAAACUUUACCAUACAUGCGAAACAGCCCAUCAAAAUCCCAUUUCCUUGCUUGUGCUUCAACAACACUGGUUUGUCAAAUAAUCAACCAACCUACGCCGUUAAGAAAGAUGAUACGCUUUAUCAUAUAGCAGCAGAAGUUUUCUCAGGAUUGGUAACAUUUCAAGAAAUUGCUGCUGUUAAUAAUAUAACCAACGCUGAUUUGAUUGAGGUUGGACAGAAGUUGUGGAUUCCAUUACCUUGUAGUUGUGAUGAUGUUGAUGGGGUUAAAGUUGUCCAUUAUGGACAUGUGGUGGAGACUGGGAGUUCUCUGGAGUUGAUUGCUCAAGAAUAUGGGACUAGUAGAGAUACACUAAUGAAGCUUAAUGGGAUUGCUAAUGAUAGUUCUCUUUUGGCUGGUCAAGUUCUUGAUGUCCCUCUCCAAGCUUGCAAUUCAUCGGUGAGAAGUGACUCGGUGGAUUAUCCCUUCCUUGUUCCUAAUAACACCUAUUUCUUCACUGCUAACAAUUGUGUGAAAUGCAAGUGUGAUGCUGCGAACUGGACAUUACAAUGUGAACCAUCUGGGAUUAGACCAUCCAACUGGUCAACUUGCCCUGCUAUGCAAUGUGAAGGUAGCUUGCUUACAAUCGGCAACACUACAACUUCUAGUUGUAACAUCACAACCUGUGCCUAUGCUGGUUUCAGCAAGAACCAAAGCAUCUUCACUACUCUUGCCACACAAUCCACUUGUCCAGUUACUACAGCUCCUGCUGGAACUCCUGGCAAUUAUGCUUCAAGGAUUGGUUUGAGUUGGAACUACUUGCUCAUCCCCAUUCACCUGAUUCUGCUUCUUGUAUAUCUUCUUUAG